AUGCCGCCAACACGAAGGAUUAAAUCCAGCGAGUCCAAAAAAUGCGCUGAUGAUGUAGUGUAUGGGGCAAGACUAGGCUUCAAUGCCGGGCCAUCCCCUCAUCCCGGUGCAGCCAAGGCGACGCCGGCGGGCUGCUCCGCGACCGGCUCACAGACGGGACUGCAGUCCGAUCAAGAGACGUCGGCCCCUCCGUCUGUCCAAAACGCCGCGGCUGCCGUGUACUUUGACGCCGAUGACUUCAGUGACGAUGGGGAUCUCAGCUUCAAUGAAGCGGCACCAGCACCGAAGCUGACGCGGACCUCAAACCCGAAGACUGCAAAAGCACCGCGGCCCAAGGGACCGAAAGGAUCCAUAAGCGUUUGCUUCCAGUAUGAAGCUGAAUGGCAGAAACAUCGUGUCGAGUGGCUCGGCCAUGCGACGAGGGCAGUCGGUUUCAAAGACAUAUUGACGUCGGCACACAUUGACACGCUGCUCUCGUUCACCGAGACUUGCGAACGGCUAACCUCCUUCUACUUCACUUACCACGACGUCAACCGCGACGCGACUAACUCCGCCACGGAACUGACCGACGACGAUGUCACCAAGAUUGCCCACGCCUGUCCCAAACUCAAAUCUUUUGCCCUCCCGGGCGCCUCGGGCCUCACCGAAAAGGCGUUCCUUGCAUUAUGCGAACAUUGCCCUGACCUCACAAAACUGCACAUUAGCGCUGCCUCAAGAGGCAGUUUGGUGACCGGCCACGAUAUCGUGUUUGAGGCGCUGACAGAACAUCCAGAGUGGGUGCCAAAGCUGAAGCAGCUUCGGAUCGCGAAAAUGAACUGGACAAACAAAGUACUGCGGGUGCUAUCAAAAGCGCGGCCGAAGCUGCACAUCAUAUUGUCAUCAACAAGUGAGGUCAAGAGAUGGGGCGACUGGGAGUUGGAACACUAUCAGUCUGAGUGGUGGAGAGGGAAGUGCCAGGACAACAAUGGAGUGGUUAAAAGGGCGCAGAGGAGAUUUGACAGGAUGACUGAGCGUGGCUUUUGA
Molecule: messenger RNA, 1023 nt
Organism: Colletotrichum orchidophilum
Lineage: Eukaryota; Fungi; Ascomycota; Sordariomycetes; Glomerellales; Glomerellaceae
Exons: 3
Coding region: 1-1023 (340 amino acids)
Source: RefSeq, a predicted model, not a curated record